GCAUUUGGUUCUUAAUGCCAGUUAUAAUCAGAAAAUGUUUGCGAGAACCAAUAUCAAGGUUAUCUCGAGCAAAUAGAUAAGCGUACUACUUCAGUUUGAUUAUAUCGUUUAGAAAUCUUUUAGUGAAGUGAUAGAUUAGAAUACUAAGGAUUGAACCAUCGCAUCUGUAACAUCCUGAGCAACUAACGUAUUCAUAUCUAUUCUGCCAUAACUAUUUGAAGAUGAUGGUGGUGAUUUUAUCAUGGCUAAUUUCAAUAAUAACCGUUAUUGGUACCGGUAUCUUUCUUCUGAACUUAUAUAUUUCUCAAGCGCACAAAUAUUGGGAAACUAAGGGUAUAUUUACCCCAAAAACUUCCCCUAUAGUUGGUCACAUUUUGGAUCUAAUAUUAUUUCGAACGACUGUAGCGGAACUUCUCAAACAUUAUUACGAUCAAAUAGACGAAAGAUUCUUCGGAAUCUAUAUUUUCGACGAACCGAUUCUGGUGGUCAAAGACCCGGAUUUGAUCAAAAAUGUGCUGAUCGAAGACUUCCAUCAUUUUUCUAGCAGAUACAUCGGUAUUUCUCAUGAUGAAAUUCAAAAGAAUAUGUUGUUUUUUCAAAAAUAUACAGAAUGGAAAUCGACAAGAGCGAAACUAUCCCCGGUUUUUACAAUUUCUAAAUUGAAAUCGAUGGUUCCUCUACUUGAAGCUAUAGUUGAUGAUUUGGUACAGUUUUUAAAUGAAAAUCAAGGUGUUAUAGAAGCUAAGGAAAUUACUGCUAAAUUUACCACGGAUGCUAUAGCGAAAUGUGCUUUUGGUAUCGAAGCUGGAAGUUUUGUCCAAAAAAAGUCCGUUUUCAGAGAAGCUGGAAGAAAAUUAUUCGAAAACUCCUUAAGGAAUGCCAUUAGUCAAUUAAUACAUGUUUUCAAACCCAGUUGGACCCAAAAAUUGAAACUAUAUUUUUUCUAUCAACCAAGUGUACGUUAUUUCAAAAGUGUAUUUUUAGAUACACUGUAUAAUAGAAACGAUAGUUAUAGAUGCAACGAUCUGAUAGAUAUUCUCAAAGAUAUGAGAAAAAAUGAGAAAUCUGAAGAUAUAGAUGAAAAUAAAUUAGCAGCAUCCGCAUUUCAAUUUUUUGUGGCUAGUUUCGAAACUACGAGUGCCACAAUUUCAUUUACUCUUCACGAACUUUGUGUUAAUGAAGAAGCUCAACGUAGAUUGAGAACUGAAAUCAAUGAAGUCGUAGAAAAAUUUGGUGGCAUCACUAUGGAAUCGUUGAAAGAAAUGCGUUACUUGGAUAUGUGUAUAAAUGAAACUUUAAGGAAAUAUCCUGUGUUACCAUACUUGGAUAGGGUAUGUACACUGGACUACACUAUACCUGGCACAGAUAUACAAAUUGAGAAAGGGAGGGGAAUAAUGAUUCCUAUGUAUGGGCUACACAUGGAUCCAAACUAUUUUCCUGAACCAUCAAAAUAUGACCCAGAAAGGUUUGCUUACAAGAAUUCAAAUAUGAACGAAAUUCAUUUGCCAUUUGGAGGAGGUCCGAGAAACUGCAUAGGAGAACGAUUUGGUAAAUUGAGCAUGCAAGUUGCUCUUGUUAACAUUAUUAAAAAUUUCACAGUCGAAAUGUGUCAAGAAACUCCGAAUCCAAUUAAAUUCGAUAGAAAAACCUUCCUACUUACAUCCGAUGUCGGUUUACCUAUGAAAAUUACGAAAAUAAAAUGUUCAUAAGAUACGAA
Diorhabda sublineata is the source of this 1717-nucleotide messenger RNA. RefSeq names its product cytochrome P450 6k1-like. Gene Ontology annotation, molecular function: monooxygenase activity; iron ion binding; oxidoreductase activity, acting on paired donors, with incorporation or reduction of molecular oxygen. The transcript has 6 exons. The coding region runs from base 222 to 1709 and encodes 495 amino acids. The record is from RefSeq and is a predicted model, not a curated record. Lineage: Eukaryota; Metazoa; Arthropoda; Insecta; Coleoptera; Chrysomelidae.